AUACUUAUUUAGAAUAAAACAAUUAACAAUUAAAACAAAAUAGAAUAGCUUUAAUUCAAGAAAGGUUAUGACAACAACUGAUCUAGCAUAGACCAGAUGCAUUCCUGGUAAUUUGUACUCCAGCAAAGGAUAUAGCAGCCAUGUGCACUGUAUGGGCAUUUAAAAAUAUUUUUAAAUUCCAGACAAAGCUGUACAAGAAAGAAGGUCGGCAUCCAAGCCAACCUUCUCUUUAUAAAAGGCCCAGCAUGCACCAGAAAUGAGACAUAGAUCCAACUUAUCUGUGGCUUCCUUAUUUCUUUCAGAUCAUCCAAUAUGAUUUCUCUGGCGACAGUAUAUCAUGUUCUGGUAGCAACAGUGCCGCUGUAUGCAGCCAUGAUCCUGGCCUAUCUUUCAAUAAAAUGGUGGAAGCUCUUCACACCUGACCAGUGCACGGGGAUAAACAAGUUUGUAGCCAAAUUUUCAGUCCCCCUACUGUCCUUCCAUGUGAUCUCCACCAACAAUCCCUACAAAAUGAACCUCAAACUUCUAGUAGCGGACUCGCUGCAAAAAAUACUUGCCCUCUUUGUAUUUGCAGUCCUAAGUAAAGCAUGCUUUAGAGGCAGCCUGGAUUGGCUAAUUACUGGGUUCUCUCUAUCCACACUACCCAACACAUUGAUUAUUGGGAUUCCCUUAUUAAAAGGUCUGUAUGGGGAUGAAGCUGCCAAACUCUUGGGUCAGAUCGUCGUCUUGCAGAGCUUAAUUUGGUAUACUCUUCUGUUAAUUCUCUUCGAGUUCAGGGCUGCUAAGGCAAUUGCAGCAAAUCCGACUGACAGUACAGGGGAACUGGAAUCCUCUGAAGGAGUACGCCCCAGACCUGAAGAGGAUGAAGUAAAAUCCCUGUCCAUAAGAAAUAUCAGGAGUUUACUCAUUCUCUGGAUGGCGGGAAAGAAACUUAUGAUAAAUCCCAAUACUUACGCAAGUUUAGCAGGCUUUGUUUGGGCUUUAAUCAGCUUUAGGUGGAGAAUAGAGCUACCAUUAAUAAUUAGCAACUGCAUAUCAAUAUUAUCAGAUGGGGGACUUGGCAUGGCAAUGUUCAGCUUAGGCCUUUUCACGGCAUCGCAGUCUAGCAUCAUAGCCUGUGGGAUUCGGAUGAUGAUUUUAUCCAUGGGAUUAAGGUUCAUAAUUGGACCAGCCUUGAUAGCAAUCACUUCCUAUGCUAUUGGAAUGAGGGCAAAAUUGUUAAAAGUGGCAAUUGUUCAGGCAGCUCUUCCUCAAGGAAUAGUAACAUUUGUGUUUGCUAAAGAGUAUGGCGUGCAUCCAGAUAUCUGA
Phoenix dactylifera (date palm) is the source of this 1308-nucleotide messenger RNA. Lineage: Eukaryota; Viridiplantae; Streptophyta; Magnoliopsida; Arecales; Arecaceae. The record is from RefSeq and is a predicted model, not a curated record.